Messenger RNA from Capsella rubella, 825 nucleotides. RefSeq names its product putative F-box protein At1g53360. Bases 1 to 825 code for a protein of 274 amino acids. The record is from RefSeq and is a predicted model, not a curated record. Gene Ontology annotation, molecular function: protein binding. NCBI's taxonomy places the organism in Eukaryota, Viridiplantae, Streptophyta, Magnoliopsida, Brassicales, Brassicaceae. The transcript is spliced from 2 exons.
AUGGAAAGUCAUCUGCCAGUUGACCUUGUUAUUGAUAUCUUGUCUAGAGUCUCUGCAAAGUCUAUAGAUAGGUUUCGUUGCGUAUCCAAAUUAUGGGAAUCCAUACUUGGCCAUCCUCAUUUUAAGGAGCUUUUCCUGACUCAGUCGUUAGCUCGUCCACGGCUCUUGUUCACCUUCAAAGCUAACGAAGAGUUAUUUGUUUUCUCUUCGCCUCAACCUCAAAAUCCACGUGAAAACUCUACUCUUGUAGCCACCCCUUAUAAGUGUUUUCCAAAAUAUUUCCCAACUGAUAGAUGUACCUCACACCGUAGACUGGUCUUUCUCCAGAGAGGGAAAACAGGGCGGGUGGUUUUUAACCCGGUUACGGGGGAGUCCAUAACCUUACCCAAAGUGAAAGCGACAGGUAUUAAAAUAAGCUAUCUUGGCUUUGAUCCCAUCAGCAAACAGUUCAAAGUGUUGUGUAUGACUCGGUCACGUUAUGGAACACCCGAUACUCAUCGGAUUUUGACAUUAAUGGAGACAGGAAAAGGACGUCAUCUAUGGAGGACGAUCCAAGACUCAAGAAAUUGCUAUGUUUUCACGGCAUCCAUUGUCUACCCCCACAAAUUUGUUGGGAUGACCGGUACUGGAGAGAUUGUCUUUUCGCCGCACACGUGCUGCUACCCUUUCUACCUUUUCUUCUACAAUAUCGAGAGCAGUACUGCUACAAGAAUCCAUUUUCAUGGAUUUGAAGAGCUUAAGCAUCAUCCAACUUCCGUUCUGACCAGUUUAGACUUUGUAGAGGAUGUCCAAGCUAAGUGGGUUCAAACUUCAAAGUCUUCAUAA